CAUCAAAGUUUGAGGACAGAAACAGAAUCCCUCAAUGCAUGUAAUUUCCUUGUACCAUUGCAAAGUUACUUCUUACUUUCUUCAUGUUUAUGAGUUCUGACUGUGAAAAAUGAAUGUUUCUCAAGAAACUGGCAGAUUCCUUCAGCUUCUAAAAGCAUUGCUGCUCCAAUUAAUCUGCCUUUUAGCUGUAACAAGAAACUCAAGUGCAAUAUGUAUUGAAAGAGAAAGGCAAGCUCUUCUCAGCUUCAAGAAAGGCCUUGUUGAUCCUGAUGAUUUUCUUUCCUCAUGGAAAAGUUCAGAAAAAGAUUGUUGCAAAUGGAGAGGGGUCACUUGCAACAACCAGACUGCUCACAUCAUCAAGCUCGAUCUUCGUCCUGUGAUUACAUACUCCAGUGAUAUUGGCAUUAGUUGUGAACCUCUCGUGGGUGAGAUAAGUUCUUCCUUGCUUGAGUUACAGUACUUGAAUCACCUUGAUCUUAGUUACAACGUGUUCCCUGAUAUCCCAGAUUUCAUAGGUAGUCUCAUACAAUUGAGAUAUCUAGACCUCAGUUACAUUGGGUUUACUAGAAUUCCUAAGUCCAUUGGUUCACUUGCCCAGCUGGAGUAUCUCAACAUUUCUUUCAAUAGAUUCAAUGGAACUCUUCCUUCUCAGCUUGGGAAUCUAUCCAGGCUGCAUUAUUUUGAUCUCAGUUUCAACAUGGAUCUGAUGGUUGUUGAUAACUUUGAAUGGAUUUCUCAUCUUUCUUCCUUGCUUCACCUCAAAAUGAGUCAAGUUGAUUUCAGUAAAGCUGUGAAUUGGCUCCAAUCAAUUAAGCUGAAUCCAUCCCUCUUGAGCUUAUACUUUGAUGCAUGCCAAUUUCCUGAAGUUGAUUCUUCAUCUUUUUCUCUUGGUAACUUCUCAAAAUCUCUUAGAGUAAUCCAUUUCUCUGGAUGUACCUUCCAUCCUUCAUCACUUCCUCUUCUGAUCAAUAUGAGUAGUAAAACUGUUGAUCUUUCGCUGUCUGAUAACCAGCUUAAAGGCCUCAUUCCAGAUUCUUUCUGGGGUUUGAAUUCACUCCAACAUGUUGAUUUCUCUUGGAAUCAACUUGAAUGGCCAAUUCCGAAAUCUUUGGGGAAUCUAUGCAGCUUAAAAUCAUUGACUCUUUCAAAGAACAAUCUAGCAGGAUCAGUGCAUGAUCUACUGCUAGGCCUGACUGGAUGCACAAUGAACUGCCUGGAGAUCCUGAGGUUGAAUGAUAAUAAGCUAACCGGAUCCUUGCUAGAUAUAGCAAGAUUUCCAGCCUUGAGAGUGUUGAAUCUUGAUGAUAAUCAGCUAGAAGGCUUUUCCCCAUACACUUUUGGCCAUUUAUCUCAGCUUGCUGUAUUGAAAUUGGCAAGAAACAAACUAACAGGAUCAUUGCCUGAAAGUAUAGGUCAAAUGUCAAGCCUGAAGCUCUUAGACAUUUCCUCAAACGGUUUGGAUGGUGUCAUCUCUGAAGCCCACCUGCUCAACCUCUCCCAAUUGUCACAGUUGGAUUUAUCCUUAAACUCACUGAGUCUGAGUUUCAGCUUCAACUGGAUUCCUCCUUUUCAACUAGAUUACAUAAAAAUGAGAUCCUGCCAGUUAGGACCUGAAUUUCCCUGGUGGCUACAACGGCAAACCAAAUUUUCUCAUCUUGACAUCUCCAAUUCUAACAUUUCAGAUAUCAUUCCAAGCUGGUUUUGGUUCUUGCCUCCCAAUCUAAGGUACUUAAAUCUUUCCUUCAAUAGUAUAAGUGGAAAGGUGCCAAAUCUACCGUUGAAGUUCAAUUCCUUUCCGGGAAUUGAUCUAAGCUCCAACUUGUUCUAUGGCUCAUUACCACCAUUCCUUUCUAAUACAACAGUGUUGAAUCUCUCCAAAAACAAGUUCCAAGGAUCUCCAUCUUUCUUAUGUACUGUCAAUGACAGUGUUCUGAGCUAUCUUGACCUUUCUAAUAAUUUGUUAUCCGGCAGACUUCCUGAUUGUUGGAUGAACUUAAGAAAUUUGAUUGUUCUCAAUUUGGAGGAUAAUGAUUUCUCUGGCACAAUCCCAAGUUCCAUGGUCUCCCUAGAGAGACUUCGAUCAUUUCGUGUAAGGAACAAUAGUUUUUCUGGAGAAUUAUCACCAUCCCUGAGAAACUGCCCUAAACUAACAGUUUUAGAUUUGGGGGAGAAUAAUUUUUCUGGAGCAAUUCCACCAUGGAUAGGGGAAAACCUAACAAGUCUUGUUGUUCUUCGUCUAAGAUCAAAUGAGUUCUUCGGGAAGAUACCUCCAAGUUUGUGUCAACUUGAAUAUCUUCAAGUGCUGGAUAUUUCCGUGAACAAUGUAUCAGGAGCCAUUCCUUCCUGCCUCAACAAUCUAACUGCCAUUGCUCGAAGAGGGAGCUCGUAUAUAUCCACCUCGUAUUUUGUCUACUACUUUGACACCUCUUUUGAUGGAAAUGGUGAUUCUAUCGUGAAAAUUGGGGCUGAUUAUCUUGAUCAUGCAUCAAUUGUAUGGAAAGGAUGGGAGCAUGAAUAUGGCAAGACCCUUGAACUGUUGAAGAUCAUUGACCUUUCAAGCAACAAAUUAACUGGGGAAAUCCCUAGAGAAGUUACCACUCUUCAAGGCUUGAUCACUCUAAAUCUAUCAAGGAACACGCUUGCUGGAAGCAUUCCUUGGGAGAUAGGUAAAUUGGUUGUGUUGGAAUCUCUUGACUUGUCAACCAAUCACCUUUCUGGGGAAAUUCCCAGGAGCUUGGCAGAUUUAUAUUUCCUCAGUGUGCUAGACUUGUCGAAAAACAACUUGUCCGGAAAAAUCCCGUCAAGCACUCAGCUGCAGAGCUUCAAUGCUGCUUCAUAUAUCGGAAAUCCAGAACUGUGUGGAGCCCCAUUGAAGGACUGCCCUAAGGAUAACACGGUGGAGCAACCAAACUCCGGUGGCAAUGAGGAAGAAGAAUGGUUUGAACGUUUGUGGUUUUACUUUGGCAUGGGGGCUGGAUUCAUUGCAGGAUUCUGGGCAGUUCUUGGGACGUUACUAUUGAGUCGGUCAUGGAGGUUUGCAUAUUUCCAGUACUUACACAAGAUCGGAGAUUGGAUCUGCUUGACUAUAGCACUGAAGAUGGAUAAAUUUCAAAGAAGGCUUAGAAGCUAAACUUCAAAUUUAUCCUUUCACAAAAAUAUGUUUAACUAGUACUGUUCUGUUCACAAAAAGAAGUCAUUAUAUUACUGCUUUGUUGCAUCCUGCUUAAUAAAGUUUGCAUUAUUCU
Rubroshorea leprosula is the source of this 3245-nucleotide messenger RNA. The record is from the annotation of a GenBank genome assembly. NCBI's taxonomy places the organism in Eukaryota, Viridiplantae, Streptophyta, Magnoliopsida, Malvales, Dipterocarpaceae.